AUGGAAGGCAUCAACGCAGACACCGACCUCUCCACGCUCACCGACGCCCAACGUCUCGAACUCGCCUCUCGUCUGCAGGAUGAGUCCAACUCUCACCAGCCGCUCAUCUCCGCCGUCGAACCCAUCGAGGUGCUCGAGAAGGAGUAUGCGUCCAAUCCCGCCUUCCUCGGCAAGAUUAGGUGGCUGAAGGAGGAAGCAGGGUUCAUCGGUCUGCGACGUGCCAAGGGAGAUGGAGAUUGCUUCUAUCGCGCCUUCGCGUUCGCCUUCAUCUACAAGAUCAUGACCAUGAAGGAUCGACCCAUGCACCACUUCACCGUCAAGCACGUGGAAUCCACGCUGCAGCUGCUCAAACAGGCAGGGUUCGACGAAGACGUGGUGACCGACUUCUACGAGCCCCUCAAAAACUUGCUCGCCCGCAUGUACUCGACCGAUCCCGAAUCCAAAGAGCUCAACGAACACGCCCUCGUCGAGACCAUGAACAAUCCGGAACACUCCAACUCCAUCGUCGUCUACCUGCGUCUCCUCACCUCGGCCUUCCUCAAACUCAACGCCGACGAAUACACCCCUUUCCUCUUCUCGCUCGACAACGUGGAUGAUGCCUCACCACCGGAUAUGGCUAGCUUCUGCGCCAACCACGUGGAAGCCAUUGGUAAGGAGGCGGAUCACGUUCAGAUCACCGCCCUCUCGCGCGCGCUCAAGGUCAGCUUGGACGUCGCCUACCUCUCCCCGCAACACGCUCCUCCCGAGACACCCAUCGAUGAAGAAUUCCCCCCUGAAGUCGAUACCCUUCACACUUCCACCGAAAACGCAGAAGAGGGCUCUUCGUCAGCAUCAAUAGCCGUUCCUGGGAAGGAUGCGCAGGACAGGAGAUCGGCGGCGGAACAUCCGGAUCGCUGCGACGUCGUCAGGUUCGAAGUCGAAGGCGGUCAGAUCACUGAGAUCGGCACAAUGCUGCUCAGGCCGGGACAUUACGAUCUGCUCGUAGAGGCGCCCGUCCCCGCUUCGCCGGAACCAGAGAUCCCCGCCAUCCUCUCAACUUGA
Pseudozyma hubeiensis SY62 is the source of this 1041-nucleotide messenger RNA. RefSeq lists its product as hypothetical. Bases 1 to 1041 code for a protein of 346 amino acids. The record is from RefSeq and is a predicted model, not a curated record. Gene Ontology annotation, molecular function: ubiquitin binding; cysteine-type deubiquitinase activity. Gene Ontology annotation, cellular component: nucleus. Gene Ontology annotation, biological process: protein K48-linked deubiquitination. NCBI's taxonomy places the organism in Eukaryota, Fungi, Basidiomycota, Ustilaginomycetes, Ustilaginales, Ustilaginaceae. The transcript has a single exon.